Molecule: messenger RNA, 4372 nt
Organism: Phodopus roborovskii (desert hamster)
Lineage: Eukaryota; Metazoa; Chordata; Mammalia; Rodentia; Cricetidae
Gene: Kbtbd7
Product: kelch repeat and BTB domain containing 7
Exons: 1
Coding region: 82-2154 (690 amino acids)
Molecular function (GO): protein binding
Source: RefSeq, a predicted model, not a curated record
CGGCGUCGGCGAGGGAGGCGUGAGGAGGAGCCGGGCUCCUGCAGCCGUUCUCGCCCUCGGCGCCCCGCCGCCAUCUCCACCAUGCAGUCCCGGGAAGACGCCCCGCGCUCUCGCCGCCUCGCCAGUCCCCGCGGCGGGAGGCGGCCCAAGAGGAUCUCCAAGCCCUCGGUGUCGGCCUUCUUCACGGGCCCGGAGGAGUUAAAGGACACGGCCCACUCUGCAGCCCUGCUGGCGCAGCUCAAGUCUUUCUACGACGCGCGGCUGCUGUGCGAUGUGACCAUCGAGGUGGUGACGCCCGGCAGCGGGCCCGGCACGGGGCGCCUCUUCUCGUGCAACCGCAACGUGCUGGCGGCGGCGUGCCCCUACUUCAAGAGCAUGUUCACGGGCGGCAUGUACGAGAGCCAGCAGGCCAGCGUGACCAUCCACGACGUGGAUGCCGAGUCCUUCGAGGUCUUGGUCGACUACUGCUACACGGGGCGCGUGUCCCUGAGCGAGGCCAACGUGCAGCGCCUGUACGCGGCCUCAGACAUGCUCCAGCUGGAGUACGUGCGCGAAGCCUGCGCUUCCUUCCUGGCCCGCAGGCUUGACCUGACCAACUGCACUGCCAUCCUCAAGUUUGCCGAUGCCUUUGACCAUCACAAGCUGCGCUCCCAGGCCCAGUCCUUCAUAGCUCACAACUUCAAGCAGCUCAGCAAGAUGGGUUCCAUUCGGGAAGAGACUCUGGCCGAUCUGACCCUGGCGCAGCUGCUGGCCGUCCUGCGCCUGGACAGUCUGGACGUGGACAGUGAGAAGACGGUGUGUCACGUGGCCGUGCAGUGGCUGGAGGCUGCUCCCAAAGAGCGGGGCCCCAGUGCUGCGGAAGUCUUCAAGUGUGUUCGCUGGGCACAUUUCCCUGCUGAAGAUCAGGACUACCUGGGAGGGCUACUGACCAAGCCCAUUGUGAAGAAGUACUGCCUGGACGUUAUUGAAGGGGCCCUCCAGCAGCUGCGUCUUGGUGAUCGGUUAUUCAAGUCAGUGGCGCCCAAGCCAAACAGCAGCCAGAGCAGCGGUGGGGACAAUAGCGGCAGCAGUAGUUCUGCCGUAACUGUAGCAGAAAACCCACCCCAAAGAUUGGGUAUGUGUGCCAAAGAGAUGGUAGUCUUUUUUGGACACCCCAGAGAUCCUUUUCUCUGCUAUGACCCUUAUUCAGGCGAUAUUUACACAAUGCCAUCUCCUCUGACCAGCUUGGCACAUACUAAGACCAUUACCUCCUCAGCUGUCUGUGUCUCUCCGGACCAUGACAUCUAUCUCGCUGCCCAGCCCAGGAAAGACCUAUGGGUGUAUAAACCAGCCCAAAAUAGUUGGCAUCAACUGGCAGACCGCUUGCUGUGUCGGGAGGGCAUGGAUGUGGCUUAUCUGAAUGGGUACAUUUACAUUCUGGGUGGGCGAGACCCGAUUACUGGAGUUAAAUUGAAGGAAGUGGAAUGCUACAGUGUUCAGAGGAACCAGUGGGCAUUGGUGGCUCCUGUACCCCAUUCCUUUUAUUCCUUUGAACUAAUAGUUGUUCAGAACUAUCUUUACGCUGUCAACAGUAAGCGCAUGCUCUGCUAUGAUCCUAGCCAUAAUAUGUGGCUGAAUUGUGCGUCUCUUAAACGAAGCGGCUUCCAAGAAGCCUGUGUCUUCAAAGACGAAAUCUAUUGUAUUUGUGACAUCCCAGUCAUGAAGGUCUACAACCCAGCUAGAGGAGAGUGGAGGCGGAUUAGUAAUAUCCCUUUAGACUCAGAAACCCACAACUACCAGAUAGUGAAUCAUGACCAAAAGUUGCUGCUCAUCACUUCUACCUCCCCACAAUGGAAAAAGAACCGUGUGACAGUAUAUGAAUAUGAUACUAGGGAAGACCAGUGGAUUAAUAUAGGUACCAUGUUAGGCCUUUUACAGUUUGACCCUGGCUUUAUUUGCUUGUGUGCUCGAGUUUAUCCUUCCUGUCUUGAACCUGGGCAGAGUUUCAUCACAGAGGAAGAUGAUGCACGGAGUGAGUCUAGCACUGAGUGGGACUUAGAUGGAUUCAGUGAACUGGACUCUGAGUCAGGAAGUUCAAGUUCGUUUUCUGACGACGAAGUCUGGGUUCAGGUUGCACCUCAACGAAAUGCACCAGAUCAGCAGGGUUCUGUGUAAAUAUUUUGAGACAGUAAGAUGUUUCUGCUGUAUGUAAUGUAUCUUAAAAUGAUACCCCUUUUCGUGAAAAAGACAAAGUUGAUUAGGACUGGAGAUUUGGUUUAGAAAGGGUAGCAAUUUGAAAUAUUAAUACAGUAUACAAAAUUUAUACAUUUUGACCUGAAAUCAACUCAUUUCAAUAAUUUACUGUGCUAAAAGUCCAUGAUUGCUAAAAGUCCAUGAUUAAAAUAUACAUAGUGAACCAUUUAGUGGAUUUUAUUGUUGCUGUUAAUUAGUAUGUUUAUAUUUUGAUUUUCCUAAUUUAGUUCAAUUUUGCCUAGUGCUACAAGAUCUUGUAAUUUGUUACUAGCAAAACUAGACUGAGAUUGAAGGCAUUAACAUUUUCCUUCAGAAUAAUGAAAGGUUACAUUUUUAAGUAAGUUUUUAUUAUCCUCAGUUAUAAGUUUGUAAAAUUUAGUGUGCUCUCCUUUCUCCAAAGAAGGAAAUGUUAUUACGGUUACUGAAUAGUGAUUUCAUGUUAAUAAUGUGUUCAGUGGGCUUACGCAGUCACAGAAAAUUUUAAAAAUCAGGAUCUCACUUUUCAUAGAAUUUCAGUUUUUACUUUAAAAUUUAAGAAUAUGCAUGUGCUAAAUAUGACCUAUUUCUUACCUCAGAAAUGAAAAAAUCAUAACAUUCUAGUGUCACCAAUUUAAGCACCCUUCUAAACCAAAAGUGAAAAAGGUAACUUGCUGUCUAAAGUCACAGUUUUGACGUUUUGUUGAUUUGGAAGAACAACCUUUUCUUCACUGGACAUGAUUAAAUAAUGUAAAUUUUUCUUCUCUAGUCAUGCACUGUCUUAAAGUUGGUUUGCUUCCCUAAAAUAUUUUGGCUAUAUAGUUUUAGUAUUCAUCUUAGAGGUUUAUCAGCAAAAAGUGAUUUAUUCUUUAAUGUUUGUGAAGUAAUAUUGGUUUUGAAAAUAUGUAUAAGCUAAAGGCAGUAUUUUAUUGAAACUAGUAGUUGUAGUGUUUAUCAGCUCAAUUUAAGUGCCAGCAAAGAACUUUAAACCUUCAAGCUGUGUAUAGAACUGUUUUGUGUAGUAUUGAAAUUGUCCAUUUUCCAAGUUACUGUAAAUGUUCUUGAUUUUUCAGCUCGAAGAUAUUUUUGUAUUAAAAAGUUGAGAGUUAAAGAACUCAAGUGGACGGUGGGUGGCAUUUGGGGCCAUUAGUUAAAGUGUGUUUCUUCAAUUCUCUAACAAUAGUGUAUAUAGCCAUUGAGCUAUGAUGUCUGUACCUAGUUUGUACCUAGUUUUUACGUGAGUUAUACUCGUUUCUGUUUCAGUCACCAUAUGUAAAGGAAAGCCCAGAAAUAGUAAACCACAUAAAACUGGCAUUUUGUUACGUGAUAGGUGCUUACCUUUUGAAGGUUUCUUAAUACAUAUGGUUGUCGUAAUACAUAUACGUGACAAAUGGUGUACACAUACAAAUGUUUUAUGCUGUAUAAAGUUUUCUAUACUCUUUUAGAAUUAAUCUUCCUGAAUCUUUAUUCAAUAACAUUCAAUAUUCCUCUUUAUUCUCUAGUGAUGAAAUGCUAACGUUUUUUACACUCUGGUAGAGGACAGAAGAAUCUGGUCCAGGACGGGAAAGUGAUUUUUUUGAAUGAAAAACAAUAAAAAUAAAAUGAGAAAAGCUAUACAAAAUGCCACAGAUAAUGUAUUCAUCAUUUUGAUUUGGCUGUGUGAAGAGUCUGUUAAACACUCAACAGUAUUUCUGUUGAAGUGAUUUUGCUGACUCUUACAAAGUGUAGUCAGGCUUUAGUAGUCAGGCCUGAAUCUAAAUUCUGUUUCAUCUGUAGCAGGAAUGUUGUAAGAACUGCUCUUAGAAAGCUAUUUUUCCCUGUGUGGGGCCAAUUUUUUCUUCCCCAGAAACUUCUGUUGAUCUGUCACUUUGUAAAGUGGAAACUUGCUAAUGCUCAUCUCAACCAGAUCAUUCAUCUGCACAAUUAAGAUCUGCAAUUGAUGUACAAAAGGCAGGUUCUCUAACUUGUCAUUCUCAUCUCUUGAGUUCUCUUGAGUUAAAGCUUAGGCUGCAUAUUAGUAAUAUCUUGGCUUACAGUCACAUUUUCUUGGGAAGGAUUUUGAUUUAGUGAAACAUUUGUGAAUUAGGGAAUAGAUGCUAUUAUUUUAUAGAUAAAUGAUUUGUAUGUUGAUAGCUACAAAUAAAGCUGGUUUUAAACCUCAGGC